Molecule: messenger RNA, 1641 nt
Organism: Loxodonta africana (African savanna elephant)
Lineage: Eukaryota; Metazoa; Chordata; Mammalia; Proboscidea; Elephantidae
Product: histone H2B type 3-B
Exons: 1
Coding region: 45-425 (126 amino acids)
Cellular component (GO): nucleosome
Molecular function (GO): structural constituent of chromatin; DNA binding; protein heterodimerization activity
Source: RefSeq, a predicted model, not a curated record
GUCGUACUUCUUUAGUUUUUUUUUGUUUGGAGAGACCAGCCAUCAUGCCUGAUCCGUCCAAAUCAGCUCCUGCGCCCAAGAAAGGCUCUAAGAAGGCAGUUACCAAAGCCCAGAAGAAAGACGGCAAGAAGCGCAAACGCAGCCGUAAAGAGAGCUAUUCCAUUUACGUGUACAAGGUGCUGAAGCAGGUGCACCCGGACACCGGCAUCUCGUCCAAGGCCAUGGGCAUCAUGAACUCCUUCGUCAACGACAUCUUCGAGCGCAUCGCCAGCGAGGCCUCCCGCUUGGCGCACUACAACAAGCGCUCCACCAUCACCUCCCGGGAGGUGCAGACGGCUGUGCGCCUGCUGCUGCCCGGGGAGCUGGCCAAGCACGCCGUGUCCGAGGGCACCAAGGCCGUCACCAAGUACACCAGCUCCAAGUGAGGCGCUUCCACCGCAGCCGCGCAACAGAACCCAAAGGCUCUUUUCAGAGCCACCCACAUGAUCGAGAAAGGGUUUCGAACACGUUAAAGGUUUUUUUUUUUUCCUUUUUCUUUUUUUUUUUUUUUUUUGCGUAAUUCCCUGCUACGUUUGUAUGCCCUAGUGAUUCGUUGGUUAGUCUGAGUGCAGCCGGGAGAUCGGGGAGAGAAUAUCAAUGUAGAAUUGCUCUUUAUGGACAUAAGGGGCUGAACCCUUUGUGGAGCAAAAUACUUGUAAUGUUGGUGGGAGGUGGUCAAAGGUUAACUGUAUCCACUCUUUUCUCCACCCAAAGUUAUUAAAAACGCACCACUAGGCUAAAGUAGGAGCUUUUGGAUUCCUAUGUUCUUUGGCAGCUUGAGCGUGUUGCCCGGGCACUUGAGCGCGUGGACCCGGUCCAAGGCCGUGACAGUCUGCCGGUGGCUUUCUCCGUGUGGCGACGGGGCGCGGUCACCUCUCCAGGAAGACCUUGUGCCACCCGCGCGCCUGAGGCCGGACAAGCAGUGGACGCGGGUCUUGGUGAUGCCCUGAGUAGUGUCGCACUCCUCCGGCAGCAGCUCCAAGCACUGCGCGCUAGCCUGCAUCAGACAUCUUUAUUCUCAAGCAGUUAAAAUCCGCUGUGGCAGGAUUUGUUUGAAAUGCUGUGAAAACGCAACGCCGCCCUUCGGCCCCUGUGCUGUGGGAGCCAAAUGUGAUAGGAAGCUGAUCUCCGUUGUGGGUAGAUAUAACCCGUUUAUUUAUGUUGCGAAGAGAGGUGUCAAAUGAUUUUAAAAUCCACUGAAGACAUAAAUCAUUCCUUUUCCGAAUAAAUGCGGCUCCCUCCUGCCUCCCGCCUUCAGCCACGCAGUUAUUUCACAUGAGCCUUGUUGUUGGCCGCCAUCCGGUCGCCCCGGUUCACGGCGACCCCAUGCACAGCAGAAUUGAACCGUUGUGAUUCAAAAGGUUUUCACUGGCUGGUUUUUGGAAGUAGAUCGCUAGGCCUUUUUUCCAUGUCAAGCAUUAGUAAAGCUGAAUUCAAUAAACGUUUAUUUCUCUUUUCUUUCUGAAUUCAUGGCAUUUAUUUUGAGAGUCAUCUGGGUUCAGUAAAGGCAGUUGGCAUGAAGAGUCCUCACCCAGAAAAGAGCACUGCUUACCUUUCUCUUCGGUUGGCUUAUUUGUUAAAAAAAAAAAAAAAAAAGGGGGG